AUGCGAAGCUUGCAGCGCUCCUGGCAGCAGCGCUUAGCAGCGUGGCUCGAUGCUCAGAGCAUCCCAGGCAGAAAGCUGCUCAACCUUGUCAACACAGGCUAUCCUAACACUGCCAUGCUUCGAAAAUCGUGGCUCCUGGCCAUCGGUGGCCUUGUUGGCGUGACUGGAAGCUACACUGCUCCGAGAUACCAGAUUCUGGAUGCCAAGGCUGACAUCCGGGACCUCGACGUAGGAGACCUGGAUGACAUGGAGGUGGAUGUCCCCAAGCCCUUCGUGGAGCAUGUUAAGGAAGUGCGAGAACAAAAGAACAAGCCGAAGAUUGAUUCCAAUUCAGAGGACUUCAAGCGAGACCCGGCAUCCUUCAUGUCAUCAGGCAGCAGCGGUGUCAGCAUGGCCUUUGUGCAAUUGGACGUGAAGUGGGCCAUGGAGCAUGGCAAGCAUGAGACCACAAGCCUUGCUAGAAGCUGGACGAGCCUUCUGGAGAAUGGAGGAGUUUCGGCGCAGAUCUACGACACCGAUCCGGGCUCCAUCUUGAUCGUGAACAAGAUCCCAGCCCAGAACAUCAAGAUCAAAGAGUUCGUGCUCUCCCAGCCUCACGUGGACUACUACGAGUUGAACCAGAAGCGCUUCUAUCCUGACGGGCGGAUGUCACCGCUCGUCACCGACGACGAGAGGAGAGAGAGGAUGGCGACGAUUCCAGGUCGUCUCGGAGCUAACAAGCCGAAGCCCGUGUACAAGCCCUCCGAGCCCAAAACAGGCAAAGGAAGGCUCUGA
This is a messenger RNA of Symbiodinium sp. CCMP2456, 774 nucleotides long. The record is from the annotation of a GenBank genome assembly. NCBI's taxonomy places the organism in Eukaryota, Dinophyceae, Suessiales, Symbiodiniaceae.